AUGGCUUGGGGAUUUUCGUCUGUUUUUCUCUUCUUGUUCGUCGUUUUCAAUCCGGUCGAGGGUAAGCUUGUUUUAGAAGACGGGUACGAGGUUACGACGGUGGUCGAUGGACACAAGACUGGUCUGAAUCCACACACGAUCCAUGCUCUACCGGGAUCCUCUAAUCUGAUCGUCCUUGAUACUUCCGGCAGCACAUUCUACACCACUUCAUUUCCUUUGUCCGUCGAUAGUGUGAUAAACCGUUUUGCUGGGGACGGGAAUCCCGGUUAUGUAGAUGGUAAAGCUGGUAACAGCCGGUUCGACAAGCCCCGUGGUUUCACUGUGGAUGCUAAAGGGAAUGUCUACGUUGCUGAUAAGACCAAUAAAGCUAUACGCAAGAUCAGCUCUUCAGGUUAUGUGACCACCAUUGCUGGAGGAAUCUCAAAGGAUAUCGGACAUAGAGACGGACCAGCACAGAAUGCAACUUUCUCUAACGAUUUCGAGAUAACUUUUGUGCCUCAAAGAUGUUGCUUGCUUGUUUCUGAUCACGGAAACGAAUUGGUCCGGCAAAUAAAUCUAAAGGAGGAAGAUUGCCUCGAAAGCUCUCAUUCUAAUUUAGGGACAUACUCUCUUUGGUCAAUAGGGAUUGUCCUUUCAUGCUUUCUUGGGUUAGCCAUUGGGUUUGCUUCUCGUCCUUACAUCAUUCGUCAUGAAGAAGUGAACCACCUCUCGCUCAUCGUGACAUCGAAGCUUCUCCUAAUCAAACUGGGGGAACAAGCUCUGACCUUCUUCUCCUGCAUUAGAAACCUUGUCGCUGGAUCAACCGUUUACUCGGUUCUAAGUAGACUAGUUAUGAUGAUCGUUUCUCACCUUUUCCUUAUGUAUUCUGCACUAAGUAGAUUAGUAAGUUCGAUGGUUUCUCCUCUUUUCUUCAUUUGUCAACGCAACAAUGUAGCCAUUUUAGACGACAAUAGCUACUCAAAGCCGCAGCUUUCUCUGAAACACUCUGAUGAUCUUAAGGACCUUAUUACCUUUGACGAUGUGCAAGAAACUAAUAACGACGAAGAACGCACUGAAACUGGUUCGUCUCUUCCACGUGCUGCAACCAUAGAUGACAUUAUUAAGGUUCAUGUUGAAGGGUUUUCAAAGUUGGCUGAGGAAAACACUGCAGCUCGUGGUUCUUCUUCCUCUUCUGAGUAG
Molecule: messenger RNA, 1179 nt
Organism: Microthlaspi erraticum
Lineage: Eukaryota; Viridiplantae; Streptophyta; Magnoliopsida; Brassicales; Brassicaceae
Source: the annotation of a GenBank genome assembly